UUGGCGCGUCAUUUGUGCGUUAAACGUACUCGUAGAACUAACGUUUACUUCGAGCAGUAUACGAGAUUAAAUCUCUGCGAAUCUUUGUUUCAAGUGGAAUUGUUUUGUUGUGCAUAAAUUUUAAUAAAUCAACCAUGCGACUUAAUUCUAUUAUCCCGAAUUUUGUGGCAGAGACUACUCAGGGACGAAUUAAUUUUUAUACUUGGCAAGGAGAUUCAUGGGUAGUAUUAUUCUCCCAUCCUGCUGACUUCACACCAGUUUGCACCACUGAGUUAGGUCGUUUAGCAGUGCAUCAACCUCAGUUUGAACGCAGGAACACAAAACUUCUAGCUCAUUCCGUCGACAAACUGCAGGAUCACGUUGAUUGGGUCAAUGAUAUCAAAUCUUAUUGUCGAGACAUUCCUGGGGCUUUUCCUUAUCCAAUUAUUGCUGACCAUGAUCGUACUUUGGCAGUAAAAUUGGACAUGAUUGAUGAACAAAGCAAAGACGAUCCGGAAACCGCACAAACUGUUCGAUCUCUGUAUAUCAUAAGCCCUGAUCACCGUCUACGUUUAUCGAUGCAAUAUCCAACAUCCACUGGACGCAACGUGGAUGAAAUACUACGGGUCAUAGAUUCCUUGCAACUUGUUGAUAAAAAACCGGGAAUAGCAACCCCUGCGAAUUGGAUGCCUGGUGAAAAAGUAAUGAUACUUCCAACUGUGAAAGAAGAAGAACUUCCCAAACUUUUCCCUAAAGGAGUUGAUAAAGUCUCGAUGCCUUCUGGCAAGGUCUACGUCCGCACAACCACAGAUUAUUGAAUAUAAUCAUAAAUAACAUUUUGUAUGAAAUACAUGACGUAUUACUUAGCGCAUAGUUUUUCAUUUAUAUAAAGCUAUGUCAAACUUGAAGUUUGACAUAUAAAUAUACACUUGCAUAAUUAUUACUUAAAAUGAUAUGACAAUUUUUCUUUUUCACCUAUUUUUGCUACCAUAAUAUUAAAAAAGC
Molecule: messenger RNA, 984 nt
Organism: Eufriesea mexicana
Lineage: Eukaryota; Metazoa; Arthropoda; Insecta; Hymenoptera; Apidae
Gene: Tpx-4
Product: thioredoxin peroxidase 4
Exons: 5
Coding region: 135-797 (220 amino acids)
Biological process (GO): cell redox homeostasis; cellular oxidant detoxification
Cellular component (GO): cytosol; mitochondrion
Molecular function (GO): peroxiredoxin activity
Source: RefSeq, a predicted model, not a curated record